GGAUCCAAGGGCUCGCGCACUCAGGAGAGGACAAUUUGGAACCAGAUCAGACCAAGACCGUUACGAUGGACCUGCAAAAGGAGGAUCAGGAAAGCACAACAAAGGAGAGACAGUCAACAAACUCUCAAAUCGUCGAUCCCACACUGCAAACACUCCGUCAACUAUCCAACUUUAUACCACCUACCUCACCAAGUUCCAAUGACCAGCAGACGUCGAGCACAACCACACCGUCCGCACAUCGGCCUCCGAUGUCACUAGAGGAAGCAGUAUUAGAGGAUCCGGCGGGAGUGUUUGCAGCCAAGAAAUCCGAGUUUGACGCGCAUCGUCAAUACUUGCUGCAAAUGAGGGAGCUCCUCAAACAAGCAGAAGACCCGGAGAUAGCUAGGCAGUAUUUAGUGGAGUUCAAGGAUUAUCAGGCAAGAUUUGGGACCCUUAAAGUCAAGACGGAAAAUGCAGGAAGACGGUCCAAGGAGCUAAAAGCUGAGAUUCAGAAAGAAACGACAUUGAUUCAACAGUACUCGGCAGAAUUAGCGCGACCUAAGGAGGUGAAGGCCACAUGGACUAGUGCUGUGAAAGGCUAUCCUUACAUGGAGGACAUCAAUUCAUUCUGGGACCUUUUCCCUCUCGAGCUGAGACCCCGGAAAUUUAUCUUACCAGUCAUUGCGUUAUUUCUGCUGAUAAUAUACACAGUCAUUGAUGGAUCGUCGAGUCGCAAGCAGCAUGGAUAUGCGCAACGUUAAACAUCGUAGUAUAGAUUUGCCACUUGAAGGGCCUACAAAGUCUGUUUGUACAUAUUGAUUGGAUAAGAAGAUUCCUUUGCCGUUUC
Molecule: messenger RNA, 826 nt
Organism: Spizellomyces punctatus DAOM BR117
Lineage: Eukaryota; Fungi; Chytridiomycota; Chytridiomycetes; Spizellomycetales; Spizellomycetaceae
Exons: 4
Coding region: 66-740 (224 amino acids)
Source: RefSeq, a predicted model, not a curated record